Mucor velutinosus is the source of this 1641-nucleotide messenger RNA. Its product is annotated as mitochondrial heat shock protein Hsp10. The record is from RefSeq and is a predicted model, not a curated record. The transcript has 2 exons. Gene Ontology annotation, biological process: porphyrin-containing compound biosynthetic process. NCBI's taxonomy places the organism in Eukaryota, Fungi, Mucoromycota, Mucoromycetes, Mucorales, Mucoraceae. The coding region runs from base 1 to 1641 and encodes 546 amino acids. Gene Ontology annotation, molecular function: protoporphyrinogen oxidase activity, oxygen as acceptor.
AUGACAAUUGUGGGGUUGCACGACAAGAUUCGCAUUUCUUUCUUCGUCAACAGCAAAAUGGCACAACAGCAAUCAGUGGCGAUACUAGGUGGAGGUAUAUCUGGCCUAUCAGCAGCUUACUAUCUCUCAAAAUCAUCACCCAAAACCAAGAUUUUGCUUAUAGAGGGAUCCAAACGAGUUGGAGGCUGGAUAAAAAGUCAAAGAGUGUUACCCGGAUUUCACGCCUCUCUUCCUUUCCUUACAAAACCAACCGAUGACAAUGUAUUAUUUGAAGUUGGGCCUAGAAGCUUAAGACCUGUGGGUGCUGGUGGAGCUGCUAUACUUGGCAUGGCCAACGACUUACAAUUGCAUAACGACAUGCUAUUUGUAAGUAAAUCGGAUCCUUCAGCAAAGAAUCGAUACAUUUACUACAAUGAUCAAGUCAAUACAUUGCCCAACUCAUUGUCGUCGCUAUUACUCAAACAACCGCCCGUCUUUAAGAGUGUAAUCAAAUCCAUUCUAUCCGAGCCGUUUGUCCAGCCUGGAUCUGGUCAAGAUGAGUCGUUGUAUUCCUUUAUUGCACGUCGAUUCAACGAUCACAUUGCACUGAAUUUAGUAGGUGCAAUCACACAUGGUAUCUAUGCAGGUGAUGCAAAGCAACUCUCGGUGAAAUCCACUAUGCGCAUGCUGUACGAUGCAGAGCAAGCCAAUGGGAGUGUUGUCAAGAGCAUGCUGUCAUCCAAACCAUCCGCUCCAAUCCCCCCAGCAGAGCAAGCUAUCUUGAAUGAGUUAGCAGACCCCAACAUGGCUAAAACUACUAGCGUAUUUGGGUUCAAGAACGGAACAGAGACUCUAACAACGCAACUCAAGCAAUGGCUUCAACAGCAACCCAAUGUCACCCUGAUCACUGAUAAACAGGUCAAGAAGAUGGAUAAAACGGCUGAUGGUAACCGCAUGAAAAUCUAUUCCGAAGAAGCCUCGGUUACUGUGGAUCAUGUCAUUUCUACUAUACCCUCACGAAAGCUGGAUCCUUUAUUAACCAAGCACAACGCACUCGUCCAUCUCAGCGCAAACCCAUCUGUCAAUGUGGCGGUCGUCAAUUUUGCUUUCGAAAAAGAGGACGCAGAUCUGAAGUAUAAUGGAUUUGGAUUCCUGACGCCACAUCCCGAUUCAGCAUAUCAGUUACCUGUGCCUGGUAUUUUGGGCGUUGUGUUUGAUUCCAAUGCCAUGCACGGCCAAGAAAACGAACGAAAUAGUAAGUUGGUCAAGAUGACAGUAAUGAUGGGUGGACACAUGUGGAACUCGACUUUUGGUGGUGUUCAACCAAGUCAAGUGGAUCCAGCAAGUGCAUUGGAGACAGCCAGCAAAGCAUUGAGCGCGUAUUUAGGCAUUCAGCAAAAGCCGAAAUUCAGCAUGGCGAACGUGCUGCAAGAGUGCAUCCCUCAAUACAUUGUAGGACAUGAAUCCAGGCUAGGCGAAUUACAUCAAGACAUCAAGCAGAAAUACAGCCACUUAUUGAGUGUGACAGGCGCAAGUUACUUGGGCGUCAGUGUACCAGAUUGUGUCAAGAACAGUAGACUGUUAGUCAAUGAUUUAUUAGAUAAAGGUGCACUAGGCACAAGAGAAAAUAUCAUUACUGGUUUAAACAAGGUUGUUUUAUAA